This is a messenger RNA of Ceutorhynchus assimilis (cabbage seed weevil), 3260 nucleotides long. NCBI's taxonomy places the organism in Eukaryota, Metazoa, Arthropoda, Insecta, Coleoptera, Curculionidae. The record is from the annotation of a GenBank genome assembly.
AAUACAACAAAAAUGUCUGCCCACUGAUUACUAUAAAGUUUUGUGUAUUUAUGUUUGAAAUAGAAAAUUCCCAAAAUGUUUUUAGUGUUGCCAAUUAAGUAGUGCGGAAAUCGAAAAUUGCGACUUUCAGAAUGUAGAAUUCGGUACGAAUAGCGCCAGUCUAGCAUAAGAAAUCCCCAAUUUCCUGUUUGGACAAUGUAUUUUUAGCACACACAUUUUUCAUUGAACAAAUUCGUAGUUGUACAAAGAAAAUUUCUCAAAAAGUCUAUUUUAACCUUGAUAAUCUUUAAAUAUUAAUUGCAUUAAUAGCAAAAAUUUGAAUUAUCAAUUAUUUUUUGGUAAUAUUUGGCUAGAAUGGAUUCUGUAGGAGAAUACGAAUAUGCCCCUAAAGAUAUUUUGGGGCAUGGUGCUUUCGCUGUUGUAUUUAAAGGAAGAAACAAAAAGAAUCCCAAUUUUACUGUAGCUAUCAAAAGUAUAGCUAAAAAGAACCUGGCCAAAUCGCAAAACUUGCUGGGAAAGGAAAUUAAAAUUUUAAAGGAGUUGACUGAGCUGCAUCACGAACAUGUCGUUGCGCUUUUGGACUGCAAGGAGACAACGAACCAUGUAUUCCUCGUUAUGGAGUACUGCAACGGUGGCGAUUUGGCCGACUACCUAUCCGCCAAAGGCAGUCUCAGCGAGGACACCAUCCGACUUUUCCUCAACCAAUUAGCUGGAGCAAUGAAAGCCCUAUACGCCAAAGGCAUCGUACAUAGAGAUCUCAAACCGCAAAACAUACUGCUGUCGCACGUUGGAUCUAAAAUACAUCCUCAACCGACAGAGAUCAAAUUGAAAAUAGCUGAUUUUGGUUUCGCCAGAUUUCUACAAGAUGGCGUUAUGGCAGCUACCCUAUGCGGCAGUCCAAUGUAUAUGGCACCAGAAGUGAUAAUGUCAUUGCAAUAUGAUGCCAAAGCUGACUUAUGGAGCUUGGGUACCAUAGUCUUUCAAUGCCUAACAGGCAAAGCCCCAUUUCAAGCCAGAAGUCCUCAAGAGUUGAAGUCGUUUUAUGAAAAAAAUGCUAAUUUAGCACCAAAGAUUCCUUCAAGUACUUCUGCAGAACUAUGCGAUUUGCUUAUGGGUCUUUUGAAGCGAAACGCCAAAGAACGUAUGAACUUUGAGAUAUUUUUCAGUCAUAAAUUUUUGCAAAGGGAUCCAGUGCCACCAAAUUCCAAUACCGUGCAAGGCGAAUUACCCAUGGCCAUCUACGGUUCUUCACCGAUGGCCAAAAUCGCCCUGAAACCUUCAACACCCAUAAGAAUUGCGACUCCGCCUCGCUCACAACCUGAAUCGCCGCGUUCUGCAAGAACGGCUCUGAGUUCGAGUCCUGAGGACGAUUAUGUUAUAGUUCCGCCGAAUGUGCAAUCCAUCGGGUCCAAUCAGUCUAUUGAUACGAGCUCGGAAAGGGAAAGAGCAGCUAAUAACAAUGUGAGCUUAAGAUUGCCUGUUAGAGCUGCAGUGCGCACACCUGACGAACCGACACCAAACAGCCCUACAAGGCCCAAUUUCUUACCGAUAUCUGAGCCCAUUCCUGUUCCAACUCAACGCGCUGCCUUCCAGAAAAUGCACAGCCAACGAGAGGCUAAAAAGAAUGGCGAAGAACACCCACCAACUUCACCUGUAGAAAUUUCCUCUGUCAAAAAUGGUUCGGUGCCUAGAUCGCAACCCAUUACCAUGAAGAGGCCACCAGACAGACAAUUGAGCACUGAUAUUGAUAUUGCCUCUUUAUCGCCUCCAUCAGUUCAAUUUGUUAUUGGAACGCCUCCUGGUGGUGGCAGAAGAAGAUCCACUUCUAGUUCUUUGUGCGAAACACCUCCGCCUCCUAAUUUAUGGACAGUGAGCCCUACUAGUGCUAAUAAAAAUAUGCCCCUGAAUUCACCCCUGAGAAGAUCAGGCACGUCGCCUCCAAUUUUGAGUGGUCCUUUGGCACGAGUACCGAUAUUGAGCAGCCCGAAUUUGAGCGACAACAACAAUUUGGGUCGUUCUCCGGUCAUACCGUUUUGCACUAGAGCCGUUACUCUACCCGAAAUCUCCGAAAUGGGUAACUAUCAUCAGUUCUUCCAAAAUACUGAAAAUGCCGCUAGUAACUGUGACGCUCAACCUAUCGGGUUUGCACCGGAACUGCCAGAGGAAACCUUAUUAGAGAAAGAACACAACGAAACUCUAGCCAAAAUCAACUUUGUGUUGGCGCUGAGUACUUGCGUAAUCGAAUUAGCGUCUCAAAGAGCAGCGCCGAUCAGCGCUUUGGUGAAUAGGACUUCGUCGAAUGCUACAGGCCCGCCAGCUACGGAAGUGGAACGUCGUACCGAGCAAAUGGUGCUACUGGUGAGGGCGCUGCAGUUGCUGAGCAGCGGCUUGGCUUUGGCUACUAAGCAGCUAAAGAGCGGACAGCUGAGGCCGAGUACUACAGUGAAAAACGUUAUGUCAACCCUCAACACCAAAUUCCGUUCCACUCUAAUGGAAUGCAAACAACUGAGCAGCUCUGGCCUGUUAAAUAAAAUCGGAACCACCGACAUCACAGCCGACAAAAUUAUCUAUAACCAUGCGAUUCAAAUGUGUCAAACCGCAGCCCUUGACGAACUCUUCGGCAACCCCGAAGAAUGCUUCCAGAGGUACCAAACUGCCCAAAUUUUACUUCACAGUCUAUCGCAGCAAGUACACAAUCCUCAAGAUAGAAUGCUUCUUACCAAAUAUAAAGACGCAGUAGAAAAACGUUUGUACGUGCUUCAACAGCAAGGCUACAUAUUUGCCACUGAUUUACACUAAAAAACAUCGUAUGUUUGUAUAUGUAUUUGAAAAACAAUUUUUCUUUUUAGUUGCAAUAUUAACUUUAUUUGUUUAAUUUUUCUUAGUUUACUAAUAACUAAAUGGUGUAAAGAUUUAUAAUGUAGGGUGAAAAAUUUCAAUUAUUGGUCUUGCAAAACAAAAAAUUAUCUCCAUAUCAUAUAUAAGUUUUAAUUUCCAUUAAUUUGAUUAAAUCUCUGUAAUAGUGAUAUUUAGCUUUUAAUUGUAUGUAAAAAAAAACACAGAUAUUGACGAUAAUAUAACAUAUAACAAGUUUUUAGUUUUUGACUGGCAGCAUUAUAGUGAUGACUUUGGUGACCAAGUAAUCAUCCAAAGAAUCAGCACCUCUGAAAUAAAUUAUUUGUAUUGUUAUCGAGGAUUUUGUAAUUUAAUUACUUACAAAUCUUUGCCAAAUCCUGACUUUUUGAACCCUCCAAAUGGUG